Molecule: messenger RNA, 993 nt
Organism: Saccoglossus kowalevskii
Lineage: Eukaryota; Metazoa; Hemichordata; Enteropneusta; Harrimaniidae
Biological process (GO): adenylate cyclase-activating G protein-coupled receptor signaling pathway; cell surface receptor signaling pathway
Cellular component (GO): plasma membrane
Molecular function (GO): G protein-coupled receptor activity
Source: RefSeq, a predicted model, not a curated record
AAAUAUAUAACAAUCAAAGGUCGAAGGCGUUUUGGAAAUACCACAGGAAUAUAACAACAUCGCGAAAGAGUCUUUAACUUUUAAUAAAUUAGAUGUACAAUGAGCAGCAAUGAAUGAAGCUGACGUCAACUGAAUAUGGAGGGGCUCGUUGUCAUUUGCACUCACAGACGUCUCUUGUAUAUUUUUCUUUUCUUACGUUUUCUAGGCGUUCCACGCGUGCUGCGUUGGUUUUGUUGCCUCUGUUGGGAAUCACGUGGUUGUUUGGCUGCCUCGCUUUCAACAAUGCUACUAUUGCCUUCCAGUACAUCUUUGCCAUACUCAAUUCCCUCCAGGGUUUCUUCAUUUUCAUCUUCCACUGCCUUGCUAAUGACGAAGUAAGGAAGACGUUCGCCACCAGAGUACGACGUACAGUCAGUCGGGAAAAUUAUUUCAAACAAGACACCACACACCAUUCGCUGAGCAAUACGGUGAAGAGAUAUCAAACAUCCCCAUCGAAGACAACGACCACGCAAUCGGGUUUUGUUCCAGGCAAACCAAUGAUGGAUGCAUUCACUGAUAAACGUGAUAUUCGAUCCUCUCAAGUUAAGUUGUAACGCAGUACCUGGAGAAGCUGCUGCUGCACCAAACUCUAACGUAUACGUCAUAUUUUGAGUCUCGAUUGUCUGGUUUAUUGGAGGCCUUGGUUGGGUCCGACAUGCACUGCGCGUGCGCUCACUGGACACCUUUGCACCCAAGCUUUUGACAAUUGUACCUCAGCUUUAUAUACAGUUACUAUUGUUCUGCAUUUGCGUAUACGAACGUUGGUUAUUCAGUAUAUAUUAUCGUGAUACCCAAACCGUCCAAUAUUAUAUUUCAAGCAUGUCAUUGUUAAUACACUGUAUUGUUCCCUCAGAUUGCUCCGUCCUUUAUAACGACAUAAUGUUAUAGCUUUAUGUGUAUAGCGCCCUCUAGUUACGCGUUUCCUGAAACUUAGUAGUGUCAAACAGAUAACGC